This is a messenger RNA of Galeopterus variegatus (Sunda flying lemur), 297 nucleotides long. RefSeq names its product BH3-like motif containing, cell death inducer (gene BLID). The record is from RefSeq and is a predicted model, not a curated record. Lineage: Eukaryota; Metazoa; Chordata; Mammalia; Dermoptera; Cynocephalidae.
AUGACUCGCGUAGGCAUCUGCAGCUCUAGGUUCUUUCUGACUAAGAAAUCAAGCAAAUACUCAGCCUCUGGCAAUUCCAUUUAUUCAAAGGCAAAUGGAAGCCUGCAACUGGAGGCUCUUGUGUGUUCCAACAAAGGACCUAUAUUGCCUAAGGAAAUGGUGUUUCCUCCUACAAGGUACAAUCUUGGCUUCUCUGCCAUGAAGGGGGUUGUUCCUAGAAAUGUGCUCCAGAGACUUUUCUAUUUAACCAGGAUACAAAUUGCAUUGUUACAUAAUUCCCCUGCUGAGGCCCUAUGA